Talaromyces amestolkiae is the source of this 837-nucleotide messenger RNA. RefSeq lists its product as uncharacterized. The coding region runs from base 1 to 837 and encodes 278 amino acids. Gene Ontology annotation, cellular component: endoplasmic reticulum; plasma membrane. The record is from RefSeq and is a predicted model, not a curated record. NCBI's taxonomy places the organism in Eukaryota, Fungi, Ascomycota, Eurotiomycetes, Eurotiales, Trichocomaceae. The transcript is spliced from 2 exons.
AUGGAUCUUUUCACUCGAGGCAACGACGCUUUGAACGUCAACCCAGCCACCGGUGUAGCAGAAACCCUCUCCCAGCACGGCUCCGACUGGCUCUGGGCCGUCACCGCAAUCUACAUCAUCGCUUUCUUCGGCACAUUGAUCCCCUGCUUCACAGCCCCUGAAAGUGACCGCGUCUUCCACUACCUCCUCACAAUGUCCCUCCUCGUCGGCUCAGUAACCUACUUCGCGCAGGCCUCUGACCUUGGCUGGAUCGCUCUACAGGACGCCGCGCACAACACAACACGGCAAAUCUUUUACGCAAGAUACAUCAACUGGACCGUCUCAUUCCCUUCGCUUGCGUUAGCGUUGGGCCUGUUGUCUGGUAUAUCAUGGACGACUAUCAUCCUCAACGUAUUCUGUUCCUGGUUCUGGGUCCUGAAUUACCUGGUGUCUGCCCUGGUGACGACGGAAUAUAAAUGGGGGUUUUUCGCAUUUGGCACAUUUGCAUACGUUAUUUUGGCGAUGAGCACGCUCAAUGAAAGCCGCGAGGCUGCCGAGCGUUUAGGCAUAGCGCGCGAUUACAUGACCUUGUCGCUGUUUGUGAAUGGGUUGUGGAUUCUGUACCCAAUUGCAUUUGGUCUGAGUGAUGGCGGAAAUGUGAUUCGCGUCACGGGUGGAUUCAUCUUUUUUGGGGUUUUGGAUGUGCUUCUAGGUCCGGUGGUGUGUGGGUUGUUUGUGGUUAUGACGAGGAAGUGGGACUACAAGAAAUUGAAUUUGGCGUUUAGUGAGGCUAGACAUCCGGUUGCUGAGAGUGUCAAGGAGCCUGCUUUGGUUGGGGGUGAAAGAAAUGAGGCCUGA